This is a messenger RNA of Oppia nitens, 2159 nucleotides long. RefSeq names its product protein ROP-like (gene Rop). The transcript is spliced from 6 exons. Gene Ontology annotation, molecular function: syntaxin binding. Gene Ontology annotation, biological process: neurotransmitter secretion; vesicle-mediated transport; intracellular protein transport. Gene Ontology annotation, cellular component: plasma membrane; secretory granule. The record is from RefSeq and is a predicted model, not a curated record. Bases 275 to 2041 code for a protein of 588 amino acids. Lineage: Eukaryota; Metazoa; Arthropoda; Arachnida; Sarcoptiformes; Oppiidae.
ACUAUUAAUACUGUACUAUACUGUAGGUGUCUAUUGGAUUGCAUGGAGAGUAUUGAUGUCAAUAUUGUUAUGACAUUUGAUUUACAAUUGAAUUCAAUUCAAUCAAACCAUUCAUACGAAUCAAUCAAUCAGUUUGUGAUAACUGUUUGUCUCCACUGAAGAUCACAACAACAACUCAGAAGACAUAAGAGAAGAACAACAACAAGAAGAAGAAGGAGGAGUAAGAAGUCUUCAUCAUCGGUGUCGACGAUCGACAAGGAGGACGACAACGACGAUGGCGUUGAAACAAAUGGUCGGACAAAAGAUUAUCAACGACGUGGUGAGGGCUUCCAGAAAGAAGGGCGAAUGGAAAGUCUUGAUAGUGGAUCCGUUAGGCAUGAGAAUGAUGUCUUCGUGUACAAAGAUGCACGAAAUUGCCGGCGAAGGUAUCACUAUUGUCGAAGAUAUUGGCAAAAAACGGGAACCGCUGCCCAACAUGGAAGCAAUUUAUCUGAUAUCGCCCACCGAUAAGUCAAUAAGACUACUACAACAAGACUUCCUGAGCUCGCGUAUAGCCCUGUAUAAGGCGGCCCAUGUCUUCUUCACCGAGUCAUGUCCUGAUGAACUAUUCAACGAGCUCUGCAAGAGUCCCUGUGCUAAGUAUAUCAAAUCGUUGAAAGAGAUCAACAUUGCUUUCCUACCGUACGAGUCCCAGGUCUUCUCGCUCGACUGUCACGAAGCAUUUCAUACUAACUAUAAUCCAAUCAAACAAUCACAACGAACGGCAACAUUGGAACGACUAGCCGAACAAGUGGCCACUUUGUGCGCCACACUCGGCGAAUAUCCAAGUAUUCGGUAUCGAUCGGAGUUCGACCGUAAUGUCGAAUUGGCACAACUUAUCCAACAAAAAUUGGACGCUUAUAAAGCCGAUGAGCCGACUAUGGGUGAAGGCCCAGAGAAGGCCCGUUCGCAGCUGAUAAUCGUCGACCGGGGCUUCGAUUGUGUAUCGCCUUUACUACACGAACUGACAUUCCAGGCAAUGGCCUACGAUCUGUUACCCGUUGAAAAUGAUGUCUACAAAUUUGAAGCGGCCAGCGGUAACGAAGUACGGGAAAAGGAGGUUAUACUCGACGACAACGAUCAGACAUGGGUCGAGUUGCGUCACCAACACAUUGCAUUGGUAUCGCAGAAUGUAACCAAACAGUUGAAAAAGUUUAUCGAAGAAAAGGGUAUGCGUACCAAUGAUAAGACAUCGAUGAAAGACUUGUCUCAAAUGAUCAAAAAGAUGCCCCAAUACCAGAAAGAGUUGUCAAAAUACUCGACACACUUGCAUUUGGCCGAAAGCUGUAUGAAAGCCUAUCAAGGCUAUGCCGAUAAACUGUGUAAAGUCGAACAGGAUCUGGCUAUGGGUACCGAUGCUGAGGGCGAAAAAAUUAAGGAUCCAAUGCGUAAUAUUGUACCCAUACUAUUGGACCAACAAGUCGGCAUAUUUGAUAAAAUUCGUAUAAUUUUGUUGUAUAUAAUAUCGAAAAACGGUAUCAGCGAAGAAAAUCUGGCCAAACUGAUCCAACACGCGGCCAUACCCGCACAGGACAAGACUAUCAUAACAAAUAUGUCGAUGUUGGGCGUGAAUAUCAUUACCGACAACAGUCGCCGUAAGACACACCAGAUUACACGUAAAGAACGCAUUACCGAACAGACCUAUCAGAUGUCCAGAUGGACUCCGAUAAUCAAAGAUAUUAUGGAAGAUGCAAUUGAAGACAAGUUAGACGAUAGAAAACUGUUUCCAUUUCUGGGCGGUCGGACUCAGCCGAGUAAUUUUGGUCGACCGGCGCCGACUAGUAUGCGCUACGGCCAGUGGCAUCGGGACAAGAAUGCACUGAACAUUAAGAACGUUCCGCGUCUGAUAGUCUUCUAUGUGGGCGGUCUAUCCUAUUCGGAGAUGAGAUGCGCCUACGAGGUGACCAAUGCGUCGAAGAACUGGGAGGUCAUCAUUGGCUCCGAUCAUAUAAUAACUCCCGAAAGCUUUCUUCAAGAUCUUCGCGAACUCAGUAAUAAUUGAUUGAUUGGCGUUUUGCUGACCAAACCAACCAACCAAUCAAUCGCUUCUAUGGAUUCACACCAAUGUAUUCAAAAAAUGAUGAUAUAUUAUAUAUAUAUAUAUAUACUUACAGUAUAUG